UUGUAGCACAGGAGGGCCUGUUCCGAGUUGUAGCGUAGUGUCUGCAUGACAUACCAUUUAUUUACCUUAUAGGAACGCGAAAUGUAAUGUGAAUUUUGGCAACAUACAUUAUUACCGAAGCCGAAGAUAUUUAAGAUUCAAAUUCUAGCUCCUUGGCGCCACGUGAGUGUGAUCAUCGACCCACAACAAAGAGCAUUUACGAGCGUGCGGAUUGUAGCAGGAGAUAUCAUCAAGAUGGAAAAUAAGACUGAAAAGGAGAAGGUUGAAAAAAUGCCCAUUGAUGAAAUGACAUCAAAGGACUACUAUUUUGACUCGUAUGCUCACUUUGGCAUCCAUGAAGAAAUGUUGAAGGAUGAAGUUCGAACGCUUACUUACCGAAAUGCAAUGUACCACAACAGACAUUUGUUUAAAGGCAAGACUGUUCUUGAUGUUGGAUGCGGUACAGGCAUUCUGUCCAUGUUUGCUGCGAAGGCUGGUGCUGCCAAAGUUUAUGGGAUUGAAAUGUCAAAUAUUGUAGAACAUGCUAAGAAAAUUGUAACUGCUAAUAAUCUUGAUAAUGUCGUGGAAAUAAUUCAGGGCAAAGUAGAAGAAGUAACUUUGCCAGUAGAGAAAGUGGAUAUAAUCAUCAGUGAGUGGAUGGGCUACUGCCUCUUUUAUGAGUCAAUGUUAGACACAGUCCUCUAUGCUCGUGAUAAGUGGCUGGCCACAGACGGAAUGCUCUUCCCUGAUCGGGCAACUCUUUUUGUUUCUGCAAUUGAGGACCGUCAGUACAAGGAUGACAAAAUCAACUGGUGGGAUAGUGUAUAUGGGUUUGACAUGUCUUGCAUCCGUGAAGUAGCCAUGACAGAACCCCUGGUGGAUGUAGUGGAAGCAAAGCAGGUUGUGACAAAUUCUUGUCUAGUUAAAGAAGUUGAUCUUUACACAGUGAAGAAGGAAGACUUAGCAUUCAGCUCACCAUUUCAUCUACAGGUCCGAAGGAAUGAUUAUGUACAUGCUCUUAUCGCUUAUUUCAAUAUUGAAUUUACAAAGUGUCAUAAGAGGACUGGUUUCUCUACAGCUCCAGAGGCACGAUACACACACUGGAAGCAAACUGUUUUCUACUUUGAUGAUUACCUGACAGUGAAACAUGGAGAAGAGAUUUUUGGAACCUUUACCAUGAAACCAAAUGAGCGUAACAAUCGUGACUUAGAUUUCCAAGUAGAAAUGGAAUUCCAUGGAGAACUGUCAGAAUGCAGGGAAUCUCACAAAUACAAGAUGCGUUAAAAGCAGUGCUGGUUUAUACUGUGAUCACUUGUCAGUCCACUGUAGGUGAUCAGCUUCUUUUGAAAUUAAGGAUCUAUUUCAUAAAGACUUUAUAAUGCAAGUGAAGGAAAUGUCUCAAGUCAGCAUAUGGUGUUACUAUUAUUGACAGGAAAAUCAAACACUUCAUGAAGCGCCAACUACUGAAGAUAACUUGAAAAUGGAUGAGCAUUAGACUCCGCCUCUCUUCCAGGAACUUGAAAAGAAUCCUGGUGGGUGAGCAUAAUCAUCUGCUUCUCCAGUGCUAGAGGAUUGAGCAAAGACUCCUGACCUCUCCUU
Messenger RNA from Penaeus monodon (black tiger shrimp), 1578 nucleotides. RefSeq names its product protein arginine N-methyltransferase 1-like (gene Art1). Gene Ontology annotation, molecular function: protein-arginine N-methyltransferase activity. The transcript is spliced from 10 exons. The record is from RefSeq and is a predicted model, not a curated record. The coding region runs from base 235 to 1263 and encodes 342 amino acids. Lineage: Eukaryota; Metazoa; Arthropoda; Malacostraca; Decapoda; Penaeidae. Gene Ontology annotation, biological process: peptidyl-arginine methylation. Gene Ontology annotation, cellular component: nucleus.